AUGCAGAAAAGUCCGGGAUCAACUUUCCCUCCCUGGUCCCUCCUGGUGGCAGAAAUCUUGCUCCACGUCAGUUUGAGUCGAAUCGUGUCUGUCUUCGGCAUCGGCAGCAACAUCAUCAACAUCACCGUCUUCUGCAAGCAAGGCUUCAAGGAGACCAUCACAGUGGGUUUGGUAGGGCUUGCCAUCUCCGAUUUUGGAACCGUUGUUGGUGGUUUGGUUCUCGCCGAGUGUUUUAAUCCUCUUAUGCCGUACGAGGAAUGGCGGGUGAAAAACAGAGAGGUUCAGUAUCUGGCCGGGUCUUUUCCACGCGUAUGUUUCGCGCGUAUCACGGGCCUUAUCACCGUGUACAUCACUCUAGAGAGAUGUCUCUGUGUGGCCAUACCGCUUCAUGUGAAGAGAAUGUUAAAGCCAAAACGAACUUUUGUCACCGUUCUCUGUAUCUACGCUCUGGUCAUCUCCAGCAUAAUGCCCGUUUAUGUUGGGUACAGUUUGGAUUGGAAGUUCUCAACUCAAGACAACGCCACUGUUUUUGGCCUCGUCAUGUCUCCAAACGCCGCAGAACUAGAGAACAUCACGUAUAUUGCCACUGUGGUCCUUCAAAUGACGUCAUUCAUUUUGUUGAUCUUAUUAACCUCCGCACUGGUGAUUAUGCUGAAGAAAAAGUCGGAAUGGCGCAAGCAGACGAGUUCACUUUCAGAGAACAAAACGUCGACUUCCAAACGAGACAGAUCAGCAAUCAGACUUGUGGUCAUGGUCGCCU
This is a messenger RNA of Aplysia californica (California sea hare), 760 nucleotides long. RefSeq lists its product as uncharacterized. Gene Ontology annotation, cellular component: membrane. Gene Ontology annotation, molecular function: G protein-coupled receptor activity. The annotation marks the transcript as partial. Lineage: Eukaryota; Metazoa; Mollusca; Gastropoda; Aplysiida; Aplysiidae. Gene Ontology annotation, biological process: G protein-coupled receptor signaling pathway. The transcript has a single exon. The record is from RefSeq and is a predicted model, not a curated record.